This is a messenger RNA of Chelmon rostratus (copperband butterflyfish), 1918 nucleotides long. RefSeq names its product P2Y purinoceptor 1-like. The record is from RefSeq and is a predicted model, not a curated record. NCBI's taxonomy places the organism in Eukaryota, Metazoa, Chordata, Actinopteri, Chaetodontiformes, Chaetodontidae. The coding region runs from base 122 to 1150 and encodes 342 amino acids. Gene Ontology annotation, cellular component: membrane. Gene Ontology annotation, biological process: G protein-coupled receptor signaling pathway. The transcript has a single exon. Gene Ontology annotation, molecular function: neuropeptide receptor activity.
UUGUGCGACGCACAAGCAUCUGCCAGAGGAGAUGUUUGACCUGAACGAACCGGCCACUGGCUGCUGUUUUGUUCUUUGUAAAAGUUCAAAUUGAAUGGAAACAGGGAUUUAAAACCAAAAGAUGCCUGGAAAUACCACGCACGGAGGCUGCGAGAGCAUCAACCUGAACUUUACGCACACCUUUCUGCCGCCCGUAUUCGUCAUUGUGUUCGUCGUCGGGACGCUGUCCAACAUCUGGGGGCUUAGAAGCGUGUGCACCAGCUGGAACAACAUCGGAAACAUCAACAUCUUCAUGCUCAACCUGGGGGUGGCGGACCUGCUCUACCUGUUCACGCUGCCGUUCCUCGUGGACUAUUACGCGCGCAACAGCCACUGGCAGUUCGGCCAGCCUUUCUGCAAGGUGACCCGCUUCUGCUUCAACCUCAACCUUUACGGCAGCAUCGGCUUCCUCACCUGCAUCAGCAUCUACAGGUACCUAGGCAUCGUGCAUCCCAUGAGAGUGAUGGGGAAAAUCAGCAGCCGCCACUCGCUGGCUAUAAGCACCCUGGUUUGGCUUUUCGUCAUUAUUCAGAUCCUCCCUGAUAUGUUCUUUGACAAGAAUGAUCAAAAGUUGCCCAACGCGUGUUUCGACACCACCUCGAACGAACUGAUCAGAGACUACCUGCCUUACAGCAUCGCCUGGACCGUCACAGGGUUUGCCAUACCCCUGGUUAUCAUUCUGGUCUGUUAUGGUCACAUAGUUGUGGUUCUUGCCAGAAAAGCCAACGUCAAUCCUGUACUGCAGCAGCGGUGUUUGAAGCUGGUCGUGAUUCUGGUGAUACUGUUCUCCGUCUGUUUUAUCCCCUACCACGUGUUUCGAAAUGUGAAUCUGAAAACCAGGAUUUUGAAACUAAGCGGGAUCUGCCAGCCCAGCUUCCGCGACAUCUACAUUGCGCAUCAGGUCGGCAGAUUUCUGGCUUGCCUGAACAGCGCAAUAAACCCGCUAAUUUAUAUAGUUGGGAAUGAUGACUUUCUGAUGAAGCUUCAUCACUUCAGUAAGCGGGCCCGGCUGUCUCUGGUAGGCCUGAGAGGCGCAGUCCUUUACCGCAAACCCAUGGAGGCAGACACGGAUUCACCGUCAGAGACUUGCGUCGACCUGGUGAAGGCAUAAGACGCACAAUCGGUUCACACGAGAAACACUUCUGUCCGCCAGUCCCUGCAAAUCAUGCACCGCCAGAGCUUCCUCAUUUCCUGCGUAGUACUGACAGAUGACGUGCAGGAUAUUAAGCCUGUUAUUCAGCCGUGUCAAGUCAUCAGGUCACCAAAGUGUCAGCGCACGGAGAAUCUUCUCUAAAUCUGCUGAACACUAUUACAAAAGACAUACUGUAUUUCUGCAGCUCAUGUUAUCAUCUCAGUCACUGCACUGAUUUGUUGCAUCAAGUAUUCGGUAUUGUAACAUGGUGCUGUUCAUAUUUUGCACUUUCUGUGUAUCACUGUUUGCUCCAAAGCUGAUGUCCUGUGACUGCCUUCCUGCUGUCCAGUGCAGGGAAAGGCCAGUCCAUGUACUGCGCUUGAGCACUGCCAGCGCCUGGUUUAUAAUUUGUGAUAUAUUGCACUACCUUUGCACUGUUACAAGCGACGCUUUUGAUAUACUAGGCAGUUGUUUGAGUAUCUGAGACUCAAUAAAAAUGACUUUGAAUAGAGGCACCAAUUCCAUUUAACUGCCAGAGUGUGCAUUUCACCAAUCUUGUAUUGCAAGUUUAUUUAUGGAAAACAGACAAGAGGCACAACAGCAUGGAUGUAAAUACUGGGACCUACAGCCUGAGGAAGUGAUGGGUUCAAUAUAUUCAGAACCUUAGUAAAACUACAAACACCAUGCUGUAAGUAUUCUCAGCAAAAUGUAUUCAAGUAUUACAAAUUAAAGUACUCCUGCAGAAUG